CGGGACCCCGCGCUCCAGCAGCCAUGGGCACCGGAGCUGGGCGGGGGGCGGCGACCGCGCCGCUGCUGGUGGCGGUGGCCGCGCUGCUGCUGGGUGCCACGGGCCACCUGUACCCCGGAGAGGUGUGCCCUGGCAUGGAUAUCCGGAACAACCUCACGAGGUUGCAUGAGCUGGCCAACUGCUCGGUCAUUGAAGGACAUUUGCAGAUACUGUUGAUGUUCAAAACGAGGCCCGAGGAUUUCCGAGACCUCAGUUUCCCCAAACUCAUCAUGAUCACUGAUUACUUGCUGCUUUUCCGGGUCUAUGGGCUGGAGAGUCUGAAGGACCUGUUCCCCAACCUCACGGUCAUCCGGGGCUCGCGUCUCUUCUUCAACUAUGCGCUGGUCAUCUUCGAGAUGGUUCACCUGAAGGAGCUUGGCCUCUACAGCUUGAUGAACAUUACCCGGGGCUCCGUCCGCAUUGAGAAGAACAAUGAGCUCUGCUACCUGGCCACCAUCGACUGGUCGCGCAUCCUGGAUUCUGUGGAGGAUAAUUACAUUGUGCUGAACAAAGAUGACAACGAGGAGUGUGGGGACAUUUGUCCAGGCACUGCAAAGGGCAAGACCAACUGCCCCGCCACUGUCAUCAACGGGCAGUUUGUCGAGCGGUGUUGGACACACAGCCACUGCCAGAAAGUUUGUCCCACCAUCUGCAAGUCGCACGGCUGCACCGCCGAGGGUCUCUGCUGCCACAGCCAGUGUUUGGGCAAUUGCUCCGAGCCCGACGACCCCACCAAGUGCGUGGCCUGUCGCAACUUCUACCUGGAUGGCAGGUGCGUGGAGACCUGCCCGCCCCCAUACUACCACUUCCAAGACUGGCGCUGCGUGAACUUCAGCUUCUGCCAGGACCUGCACAACAGAUGCAAGAACUCCCGGAGACAGGGCUGCCACCAAUACGUCAUUCACAACAGCAAGUGCAUCCCCGAGUGCCCCUCUGGCUACACGAUGAAUUCCAGCAACCUGAUGUGCACUCCAUGCCUGGGCCCCUGUCCCAAAGUCUGCCACAUCCUGGAGGGCGAGAAAACCAUUGACUCGGUGACAUCUGCCCAGGAGCUCCGAGGCUGCACUGUUGUCAACGGAAGCCUCAUCAUCAACAUCCGAGGGGGCAACAACCUGGCAGCUGAGCUGGAGGCCAACCUAGGACUCAUUGAAGAAAUUUCCGGGUAUCUGAAGAUCCGGAGAUCCUACGCUCUUGUGUCACUUUCUUUUUUCCGGAAGUUACGGCUAAUUCGAGGAGAGACCUUGGAAAUCGGGAACUACUCUUUCUACGCCUUGGACAACCAGAACCUAAGGCAGCUCUGGGACUGGAGCAAACACAACCUCACCAUCACUCAGGGGAAACUCUUCUUCCACUACAAUCCCAAACUCUGCUUGUCAGAAAUUCACAAGAUGGAGGAAGUUUCAGGAACCAAGGGGCGCCAGGAGAGGAACGACAUUGCCCUGAAGACCAAUGGGGACCAGGCGUCUUGUGAAAAUGAACUCCUUAAAUUUUCUUACAUUCGGACAUCGUAUGACAAGAUCUUGCUGAAAUGGGAGCCGUACUGGCCCCCUGACUUCCGAGACCUCCUGGGGUUCAUGCUUUUCUACAAAGAGGCCCCUUAUCAGAAUGUGACCGAGUUCGACGGGCAGGACGCGUGUGGCUCCAACAGCUGGACGGUGGUGGACAUUGACCCGCCUCUGCGGUCCAAUGACCCCAAGUCGCAGAACCACCCAGGGUGGCUGAUGCGGGGUCUCAAGCCCUGGACCCAGUAUGCCAUCUUCGUCAAGACCUUGGUCACCUUUUCUGAUGAACGCCGCACGUAUGGGGCCAAGAGUGACAUCAUCUAUGUGCAGACAGAUGCCACUAACCCUUCUGUCCCCCUGGAUCCAAUCUCCGUUUCUAACUCCUCGUCCCAGAUUAUUCUGAAGUGGAAGCCUCCCUCUGAUCCCAAUGGCAACAUCACACACUACCUGGUUUUCUGGGAGAGGCAGGUAGAAGACAGUGAGCUGUAUGAGCUGGAUUACUGCCUCAAAGGGUUGAAGCUGCCCUCCCGGACCUGGUCUCCGCCGUUCGAGGCCGAGGGCUCCCAGAAGCACAACCAGAGUGAAUACGAGGAGUCUGCCGGCGAAUGUUGCUCCUGCCCCAAGACGGACUCUCAGAUCCUCAAGGAGCUGGAGGAGUCCUCUUUUAGGAAGACCUUUGAGGAUUACCUGCACAAUGUGGUGUUCGUCCCCAGAAAAUCCUCUUCAAGCCCUGGUGCUGAGGACACUAGGCCAUCGCGGAAACGCCGGGCCCUCGGGGACGUUGCCAACGUGACGGCGGCCGCGCCCACGGUUCCGGGUUUCCCCAACACCUCGACCAGCGCACCCACGAGCCCAGAGGAGCACAAGCCCUUCGAGAAAGUGGUGAACAAAGAAUCCCUGGUCAUCUCUGGGCUGCGCCACUUCACUGGCUAUCGCAUCGAGCUGCAGGCUUGCAACCAAGACUCCCCCGAGGAGAGGUGCAGCGUGGCGGCCUACGUGAGCGCCAGGACCAUGCCUGAAGCCAAGGCAGAUGAUAUUGUUGGCCCCGUGACCCACGAAAUCUUCGAGAACAAUGUUCACCUGAUGUGGCAGGAGCCAAAGGAACCCAACGGUCUGAUCGUGCUGUAUGAAGUGAGUUACCGGCGCUAUGGUGAUGAGGAGCUGCACCUCUGUGUCUCCCGCAGACAUUUUGCUCUGGAGCGGGGCUGCAGGCUGCGUGGGCUGCCGCCGGGGAAUUACAGCGUGCGAGUCCGGGCCACCUCCCUGGCGGGCAACGGCUCGUGGACAGAAGCCACCUAUUUCUACGUGACAGACUAUUUAGAUGUCCCGUCGAAUAUUGCAAAAAUCAUCAUCGGCCCCCUCAUCUUUGUCUUUCUCUUCAGUGUUGUGAUUGGAAGUAUUUACCUGUUCCUGAGAAAGAGGCAGCCGGAUGGGCCACUGGGACCGCUGUACGCGUCUUCAAACCCCGAGUACCUCAGUGCCAGUGACGUCUUCCCAUGUUCUGUGUAUGUGCCGGACGAGUGGGAGGUGCCUCGGGAGAAGAUCACGCUCCUGCGUGAGCUGGGGCAGGGCUCCUUCGGCAUGGUGUACGAAGGCAACGCGAGGGACAUUGUCAAGGGCGAGGCGGAGACCCGCGUGGCGGUGAAGACGGUCAACGAGUCGGCCAGUUUGCGAGAGAGGAUCGAGUUUCUCAACGAGGCCUCAGUCAUGAAGGGCUUCACCUGUCAUCACGUGGUCCGCCUCCUGGGGGUGGUGUCCAAAGGCCAGCCAACGCUGGUGGUGAUGGAGCUGAUGGCUCACGGCGACCUGAAGAGCUACCUCCGCUCCCUGCGGCCGGAGGCUGAGAAUAACCCCGGCCGCCCUCCCCCUACCCUGCAAGAGAUGAUUCAGAUGGCGGCGGAGAUUGCCGACGGGAUGGCCUACCUGAAUGCCAAGAAGUUUGUGCACCGAGAUCUCGCAGCCCGAAACUGCAUGGUCGCCCACGAUUUCACCGUCAAAAUUGGAGACUUUGGGAUGACCAGAGACAUCUAUGAAACGGAUUACUACCGGAAAGGAGGCAAGGGUCUGCUCCCCGUGCGGUGGAUGGCACCGGAAUCCCUGAAGGACGGGGUCUUUACCACUUCUUCUGACAUGUGGUCCUUCGGCGUGGUCCUUUGGGAAAUCACCAGCUUGGCAGAACAGCCUUACCAAGGCCUGUCUAAUGAACAGGUGUUGAAAUUUGUCAUGGAUGGAGGGUAUCUGGAUCAACCCGACAAUUGUCCAGAGAGAGUCACCGACCUGAUGCGAAUGUGCUGGCAGUUCAAUCCUAAGAUGCGGCCCACCUUCCUGGAGAUCGUCGACCUGCUCAAGGACGACCUGCACCCCAGCUUUCCAGAAGUGUCCUUCUUCCACAGUGAGGAGAACAAGGCGCCUGAGAGUGAGGAGCUGGAGAUGGAGUUCGAGGACAUGGAGAGUGUCCCCCUGGAUCGGGCCUCACACGCUCAGAGGGAGGAGGCCGGGGGCCGGGAUGGAGGGUCCUCACUGGGCCUAAAGCGGAACUAUGAGGAGCAUAUCCCCUACACCCACAUGAACGGGGGCAAGAAAAACGGACGGAUCCUGACUCUGCCGAGGUCGAAUCCUUCCUAACAGCGCCUGUUUUGGGGAGUGGUUCCCAUCUUCGCUUUCCUCUGGUUUGAAGGCCUCCAGAAAACUCAGGAUUCUCCUAUGAAUCUGCCACAGUGUCAGACGGAGCUCAGAGAUCAUUACUAUCCAUUGAUGUUCAUCUAUGACUUAAAAACACAUGUGUCUGACUGCCAAUUUGACAGGCUGUCAGAGAACUGAACUGUGACCCUAGAGGAGAAGGGGUUUCCUCAGCUGCUGUCCUUGUAGGCAACUGCGGUUUUAAGCCAGGAUGUUACUAUUUUUUUUUCUAGUAGAUUGAGAGCAAGCACCUGUUUUUACAAAUCUUCUUCUUCUUUUUUUCUUCCUGGUGUCUGAGCUACAGUAUAAAGCAUAAAACUUGUUUGUGGAACAAAAGUUUGAAAGAAAGAAAAAAAAAACAAAACAAAAACCCAACCCUGUUCCAGUAGAAUUUCAGGCUUUCUGGAGUGGGCUUCAGGAAGGUUUUUUUUCUCAUCCAGGCUGAAGGAUUUUUUUUUUUUCUUCACAAAAUCAGUUCCUCAAAUUGACCAAUAGCUGCUGCUUUUAUACUUUUGAUAAGGAUCUGCAGUCCCAGUGUGUGGCUCACGAGUCUCCGCGUGUGUGCGUGUGUCUAUAUGUCCAGGCUAGACAGGGCUGGUCAGUGUGUGUGUGUGUGUGCAAAGCGUUCAUGCUGAGUUGACGCUUUGAGGGUCGGCUCAUGAAGGUUCUGCUCUUCUUGAGCUCCUGAUCCUCCCAUCUCCUUCCUUCUUAUUUACUGGGAGACUGUGCCCUCCACAGAUUGUUCUGCCCCAAGCCUAGUCUCAGGAGUCUUUUCUCCCUUAACUUUGGUGAAAAAUGUUUCCCAGGAGCCAAGGGAGUAGUUUGGAGUGAUAGUGGAUCUUUUCAAGACCAAACAAAGCUAGGACAAAAAAAAGACAAAAAGAAAAAAAAAAAAAAAAAAAGAACUGAGAUGAUUAAGAGUUUUGAGAAUAUAUUUGUAACAUAUUUAAUUUUUUAAAACUCUCCAACGUCAGCCUCAUAAGUUAUUAACUGUUUCCCGGGGUUGGGGGAGGGCUUGUGGAUUGGUCUGCCUGUGUGCAGAGGGGGAGCGAGGCACCAGUUGCUGAUCUGUUUGGUCUUAAAGGCAUCCACUUUUCUGGGAAUAAAGCCACAUUAGCUGCUGA
Messenger RNA from Neomonachus schauinslandi (Hawaiian monk seal), 5344 nucleotides. RefSeq names its product insulin receptor (gene INSR). Bases 24 to 4166 code for a protein of 1380 amino acids. Gene Ontology annotation, molecular function: insulin receptor activity; phosphatidylinositol 3-kinase binding; ATP binding. The record is from RefSeq and is a predicted model, not a curated record. NCBI's taxonomy places the organism in Eukaryota, Metazoa, Chordata, Mammalia, Carnivora, Phocidae. The transcript is spliced from 22 exons. Gene Ontology annotation, biological process: protein autophosphorylation; multicellular organism development; positive regulation of MAPK cascade. Gene Ontology annotation, cellular component: insulin receptor complex; membrane; axon.